Hyaloscypha bicolor E is the source of this 3423-nucleotide messenger RNA. RefSeq lists its product as uncharacterized. The record is from RefSeq and is a predicted model, not a curated record. The transcript is spliced from 3 exons. Bases 137 to 3244 code for a protein of 1035 amino acids. NCBI's taxonomy places the organism in Eukaryota, Fungi, Ascomycota, Leotiomycetes, Helotiales, Hyaloscyphaceae.
UGCUAAGUUCAGUUGCGAUUAUAUUCGUGGCUUGAACCCGCAACUUGACUUGAAGCCUGUGAAGAAACUUCAGAAGAGUUGGGUAUCAUCGAGUCCAAAAUGGCCCACAUCUGCCGAUAACCACCUGCUACGAUUCAUGUUUGAUAACAAUUUGUUCGUUGUAAACGACGAGAGAGAUGAUCUGUCGACUACGCUUCUGAGGUCACUCGGAGAGGGGACCGAACUCCCCGAGAUUGAAGAGAUGAAAGCGUCAGAGGUUGUAAGGCUCUGGGACAUCGUCAAAGACAGACUCGAGAAGCUCACCCACUUGCUCACUCAAAAUCCAUAUUUCAUUCUCGCGUAUCGACGAGAUGGGGUUAUUCAAAUGACGGAUAAAUUCGCGAGACUGUGGAAGAAUAGGGAAUGUUAUUGGGAAGAUGGCUUCGACUCAUGCAAUACCGAUCGUCCGAAACCAGCGAAAAAGCGCAAGAAGUCCAAGGCUGUUCGAGCCAAGACGCCACUCGUAUUUCCAACUCUGUCAGGGCAAGAUGAUACGAUGUUGGAAUACCUUUCGGCACAAGUUGAUCUGGGCUCAAGAAUGCAGUUGGCAAGUAUGGCAGAGACCGCUCUCGAGUUGUCGGGUGAGAAGGUUUUCAAGUGCGACCGCUUAAACCCAGAGAUCAGAGAACCGUGUCGAGUCUUGAACAAGCGAAAAUACAAUACUGAGCACCACAUUGAGACCAUCCACGAGGAGGGUGGUGAUGACCGUGUUGGCGGAAGAGAGCUAUUCCAAUCUCGCUGGCCAGAGUUCAUGGACGUAGUUCCAGAGCUCGAAACCGACGAUCUGGAGCCGCAACAGACCUUCACGAGAAGCUUUUCGCCCGCUGACAGCAUCGACUCGGAAUCUCGAAGAACGGGAGAAGCAAAGUCUCCCAACAUCACGCCUUUGUUCUCUCUUCCUCCGCAGAAUCAGGUUAUGAACAAACAAGUUUCCCGUAGUCCUACAAUGGAAUCUACACCGUGCCUGGACGGCCCAACUAAACAGACUUCGAUUCUCAAAGUCCCCAUGUCCAUGCCGUCCCAAAGCUUAAGUCCUACCGAAUCAACUGCGAGUCAGAGUCUUGAAAGAUCCGUCACCACUUUCGAGAGUGUUUUGCAUUCUCAACAUUAUCAGCCUCCCCCAACUGGUGGUGAAGACUCGGCCAGUACUUUCGGGUCGAAAUGGCAUGCUGAAUUUAGUUGGCUUGACCCUCAAAACCCUAAAGCAGCAACGGCACCUUCAACGAACGCUUCUUCGACCCAUGGUGAAGCUCAAGUAUCUUCGACAACCGAACACAACAAGCACGUCUCUCCACACGUAGCCCAAAAAACCAAAGAGGUUGAACUCGAAUAUGCCAAUCGCCACAAUUCUACCUCCAGCACGCUGGGAUCUAGCAUAUCGUUACCGUUGGAGAUAGUCGACGACUCGGAUAGCCCGUCAACCCCAAGCACACCUGCUACCAAGCCAUCCUCCACCAGAACAAACACGCCAUCCUCGCAGGCGUGCAAGCCGACGAAUGAAUUCACGAAGGGAACAGCUACCGCAGGAGUACAACUAAAAUCGGAAAAUCCCUCCCCACUCAAGACAAUGAGCUUGCACAGCAUGCUGAAUGGAGAGACCGAUUAUCGUACUACGAAUUCACUGUGCCCUCCUCAUCUCCCUGGGGAGAAGCAUAGAGCUUUAUCAACCUCCCCACCACAAAGCAUAUCUCUCCAGCUCGAUCAACCAACGUCUCUAUAUUCAGCGCAUGCAGGGAGCAGUCCAACAGCACAGUUAUCUUCUGCCCAAGUAAAUACCAGAUGGCCGCCUCAUGCUCCAAGCCCUGAUCAGCGACACCAACAACGAACCAUGACCAGUGCAGAACCUCUAUCAAGCGAUCCGGAUCCAUCUUCAACUCACCACCGGUCGAGUGAGCCCACCCAGUCACCAAUCAGCGGGGGUAUGGUGAAAAGGAAAGCAGGUACUUGGCCUUUCCGAGCUGCCAACGAUAUACAGAGUCCAACAAACGCCGCAGGUCACUACAAAGACUGCGCUCAAGGUUCUGAGUCACCGCCGCCCAACUCGUCUCCUAUAACUCUUGGUUUCAAGAGUCUCCUGCCACAAGGAUGUGAACCCCUCCAAAAGCCCGCUGCCGAAUCAUCUGCAACACAUCGAUCGCCUCCCCAGGUUGGCGACGAUGUUCAACUAACAUCUGCGGCUUCCCCUCUUCCGAAACCCACAAACAGAUCUCCUGUUGAAAAGAUCUUCCAACCACAGACGCUCGGCGAGCACUAUUUACCUCCUCGAUCCAUGGAACCUCGUCGAUCUCCCGAUGCUCCUUCGAGCACAGUUCCGGCGGUUCCAAGCUCUCUCACAACGAGUACCAGUACGUUAAAUUACAACAAUCAUACUCUUGUUUCGCCGGUGCAAAUAUCGCAGGCUGCGACAAUUUCUCGAGUGCAAACGUGCCAAGCUUACCAGAACUCAGGGUUACUCAUACCGGACAGAACGUUUACUCCAGGUCAAACAGCCACGAAUCAGUCCCCUCACAACCCUCCAUCGCAGCCAAAGUCACCUGUUCCUUGCGGAACAGGGUCUCAGGUUCAAGAUUCUACAGUAAACCACAACAUGAACCCUCCAUCACCAGCAACAAAAUCUAUCCAGUGUCACUCACCCUCUGAGGACUUCACUCCCAGACCUGAAAAGAGAGUCGCUCAGUCUAUUCAAAAACCGGCCACUCCUCCUUCCAAAGGUACUCCACAUCGCCGCAACGGCUCCUACUCUUUCGUCCCGCCACCGGAGGCUUUCUCUCCUUACCAGCCCUCAAACACCCGUCAAGCUGAUACCCUUGUCCCUUCACCUUUGGUUCUCUCUACAGACACGCGCCUCGCUACCACCUCUAACCCAUCAGGCACCUUCAACACACCAACGCUCACCCUUCUCAUCGAUUCGGCCGACGGAAGCAUGAUUCUAGAUACAACGCACUCAUUCGAGAUCGUGAAGAACUCCUCACUUUCGGAGUUUUUUCAAUUUUACUCUUCCGUCUCUGCUGCACCUCUGUCAAGCUUGACUAGUCUUGAAUUCCAACCAGCUUUUGGAAAGAGGCCGAGUUACGAGAUUAGGAGAUAUGGUGGUGAGGACAAGUGGAAAAGGUUAAAGGAAGUGAUCUCGUCCCAGUUCGAAAAGGCGAUACGGAAGGAUGGGGGCAGGAGGACUGAAUGGCAGGUUUUGGUUAGCAGUGAGUAGUUCUGUGAGGCUGAAGAGUGUGAUAUGAUGCGCGCAUAUGGAGCAACAUUUCAUGGAGGUGGAAGUGCAAGUGGGAUCCGUGAUCAACUGAUCUCCACUCGUGUAUAUUUUCUUUUGCGCAUUGUAUUUGGAAUUUCCUAUGGAAUUGUAACAUAGGAGUCGGAAGUAAAACAAUUUUU